Penicillium antarcticum is the source of this 834-nucleotide messenger RNA. RefSeq names its product spherulation-specific family 4 protein. The record is from RefSeq and is a predicted model, not a curated record. Bases 1 to 834 code for a protein of 277 amino acids. Lineage: Eukaryota; Fungi; Ascomycota; Eurotiomycetes; Eurotiales; Aspergillaceae. The transcript has a single exon.
AUGCAGGGGAUAUUUUCCAUCAUCGUCACGGUCUUCACCCUAGUGUCGGCCGUGCAAUCUGUGGCCGUCCUAGUACCUCUCUACACAUGGCCCGGAACAAAUAGCUGGCAACCAGUCUACGACGCACUAGCAGCCCAUCCAUCGACGGUAUUCUAUCUGAUCGUCAAUCCGCAAAGCGGACCAGGGCCCUCGGCAUUCCCCCAAGAAGUCCUGACCACAGCCAUCGCAAAGCUAAACAGCUACGGCAACGCCAAGCUCCUAGGCUACAUCUCGACAGUGUACGGUAAUCGAGCCAUUGCAGAUGUGCAGCGUGAAGUCGGCGUCUACUCCAACUGGGCCUCCUACAAGGGCAAGAACAUUGCCGUUGACGGGAUCUUCUUCGAUGAGGGAUCAGACGGAUCAGACGCGUCAAAGCUCGAUUAUUACCAGCACAUCUCAAAGACUGCCAAGAGCAACAACCUCAUCAUCGUCGUCUUCAACCCAGGCUCUAAAAUCGUGGCCAGUGCCCCCGAAUGGUUUGCCGCUGCUGACUUGAUCGUUGAGUAUGAGAAUACCUGGGAAAAAUGGGUUUCCGCUGCACCGUCUAAUCACCUCUCUGAUAUCAAAUACUACCAUAAGGAUGCGAUUAUGAUUCAAAAGUCUCCUGGAGAUGCUAGUCUUACUGAUGUUGCUUUCUUGGCUAGUAGUAUGGGUCUUGGUGCUCUUUAUGUCACUUUUGAUGAUAGCUAUAUGACUGAUAUGUCUAUUACUUCGGUUUCAAAGGUUGCUCUUGGUGUUAAUACGAUGUUUCCACGGGAUGGAAUUUUUACGGGAGAGGUGGUGCGUCUACGCUAG